GGAACGAUGGAGACGACUGCAUCCUCAAAAGAGAUGACCACCGGUGAGGGUGGUGGCAGUGAGCAAAUCACUGCUGCUGAUGUCACCGAGAGAAUUACACGUACCGUAAUCCGAACAGCAAAUUAUACGUCGCUAACGGGCGGCGGAGAUGCCGGCGACACAACAACCUCAAGUCUCGCCUACGAGUGA
This is a messenger RNA of Anisakis simplex (herring worm), 189 nucleotides long. NCBI's taxonomy places the organism in Eukaryota, Metazoa, Nematoda, Chromadorea, Rhabditida, Anisakidae. The record is from the annotation of a GenBank genome assembly.